This is a messenger RNA of Aspergillus versicolor CBS 583.65, 1083 nucleotides long. Its product is annotated as lactonase family protein. Gene Ontology annotation, molecular function: 6-phosphogluconolactonase activity; protein binding. The transcript has 4 exons. The record is from RefSeq and is a predicted model, not a curated record. Bases 1 to 1083 code for a protein of 360 amino acids. NCBI's taxonomy places the organism in Eukaryota, Fungi, Ascomycota, Eurotiomycetes, Eurotiales, Aspergillaceae.
AUGAAGCAUCAUUUGAUGGUGGGCACCUGGACCCGACCAGGUCGCAUCUAUACAGUUGCAUUCGAUGAUGAGGCUCUGACUCUAGAGUUGGUCAAGAAGACCGACAUUCCUGAAGCUGAGCCAAUCUCGUGGAUGGCAUUUUCUCACGACAAAAAAACGAUCUAUGGCUCCGCUAUGAAGAAGUGGAAUAGUUUCGCUGUGAACAGCCCUACCGAUAUUGUUCACCAGGUAUCGCAUCCCGUGGCUGGACACCCUUUGGCCGCCAACGAGGACACCAACACCCGUGCGAUUUUUGUACUUGCAGCACAAAAGCCCCCAUAUAAUGUCUACGGAAACCCUUUCUAUAAGUACGCUGGAUUCGGAAAUGUGUUCUCAGUAGAGUCGGAUGGCCGUCUCGCCAAAAACGUGCAGAACUAUGAGUACGAGCCCAACACCGGCAUCCACGGCAUGGUGUUCGAUCCAACCGAGACCUACUUAUACUCAGCUGAUCUACAAGCCAACAAAAUCUGGACACAUAUCAAGGAUGCCACAACCGGCGAAUUGACUUUGGUUGAUUGCCUCGAGGCGCCUGACCCAGGUGACCAUCCCCGCUGGGUCGAGAUUCACCCCACCGGAAAAUACCUCUAUGCUCUUAUGGAGGCUGGCAAUCGUUUGGCUGUAUAUGUCAUAGAUGAGAGGACGCACAAACCUGUCUUCACCCACAUAACCUACCCCUUACUUCCUCCCGGUCUUCCCCCACGCAACAAGUACCGCGGCGACGUCACUUUCACCACCCGUAGCGGCGAAUAUCUCUUCGCAACUACCCGCAGCAACCACUUCGAUGUCACCGGCUACAUCACUGCUUUCAAGCUGGGCCCAAGCGGUAACAUCGAGCGCCAGCUAUUCAUUCAUCCCACUUCCACUAGCGGCGGUCACUCCAACGCCGUAAGCCCUUGCGACUUCAGUGACGAGUGGCUGGCUCUUUGCGAUGACCAGCUAGGCUUUGUAGAGAUUUAUAGAUUCCGUGACGAGAAUCUGUCCCGCGUAGCACGCGUGGAUAUUCCGGAGCAGGGAUUCGGCAUGAAUGCAAUCUGGUACGAUUAA